Nicotiana attenuata is the source of this 858-nucleotide messenger RNA. Its product is annotated as CASP-like protein 2B1. NCBI's taxonomy places the organism in Eukaryota, Viridiplantae, Streptophyta, Magnoliopsida, Solanales, Solanaceae. The transcript has 3 exons. The record is from RefSeq and is a predicted model, not a curated record. Bases 109 to 717 code for a protein of 202 amino acids.
UAUAUAAGUGCACGGUUAAACUUUUCUUGGAAAUGCAAUUGCCUUUGCUUGUGUUUUCUCUAAGCUAAAAUAAAGCUUUGAGUUUCUAAGGCAAUUGCUUUAAAAAAGAUGAGUUAUUUGGGCGUUGGAGUAAGUCCUGGAAAUGUUCCAGUUUAUCAUGGGAAUAAUUUGAAUGUGAUUGAUAGGAGAGUAAGGGUUACAGAGUUGGUGUUAAGGUGUGUGAUUUGUGGUUUAGCAAUUCUUGGUGCUGUUCUCAUUGCUACUGAUACCCAAGUUAAAGUGAUUUUCUCUAUUGAGAAAACAGCCAAAUUCACAGAUAUGAAAGCUCUUGUGUUUUUAGUGAUAGCCAAUGGGUUAGCUGCUGCCUACUCACUGGUGCAAGUUCUAAGGUGCAUUUUGAGUAUGAUUAGAGGAAGUGUUCUCUUUAAUAAACCAUUGGCUUGGGCUAUUUUUUCCGGUGAUCAGUUGAUGGCCUACUUGACACUAGCCGCGGUAGCCGCGGCCGCACAGUCGGCAGUGUUUGCCAAGUUAGGGCAAACAGAGUUGCAAUGGAUGAAGAUUUGCAAUAUGUAUGGCAAAUUCUGUAACCAAGUUGGAGAAGGCAUUGCAAGUUCUUUAGUUGUGAGCCUUAGUAUGAUAGUACUCUCUGGCAUUUCUGCUUUCAGUCUCUUCCGUUUGUAUGAAAAUAAUAGUAAAGGAAAAGGCAAUGCAAUAUGAUGAGGACUCUUUAGUUUGGUGGAUUUCCCUUGUUCUUUCUUUCUUUCUUUCCUUUUUAGAUCUUUUUUUCUUUCUAUGGAUUGUUGUAAAAUAAAUCAAGACAAAAGUUGGUGAAAUUAUAAUCAUUUUAUGUUUGCUUGA